Molecule: messenger RNA, 928 nt
Organism: Polyodon spathula (Mississippi paddlefish)
Lineage: Eukaryota; Metazoa; Chordata; Actinopteri; Acipenseriformes; Polyodontidae
Product: fibroblast growth factor 3-like
Exons: 3
Coding region: 83-793 (236 amino acids)
Biological process (GO): positive regulation of cell population proliferation; positive regulation of protein phosphorylation; regulation of cell migration
Cellular component (GO): cytoplasm
Molecular function (GO): growth factor activity; fibroblast growth factor receptor binding
Source: RefSeq, a predicted model, not a curated record
CAAGCAAGACUUCAUUAAUGGGACCCCUUGUACAAUUUUUUCCUAUUCUACCAAGAAGACUAAGUGUUUCGGCCAUGCCACAAUGGUUAUAAUUCUGAUUUUGUUGUUCCUGAGUUUCUUGGGCCCCAGUGAGCAGAAUUAUUUUUCUGGCAGACUGGAUCGCACACCAAAGGCUCCUUGUGCCACGGGCCAGUCGUGUGACCCAAGGCUGCGCAGAGAUGCUGGGGGACGCGGCGGAGUCUAUGAGCACCUCGGGGGAGCACCAAGACGCAGAAAGCUGUACUGUGCCACAAAGUACCAUCUCCAGAUUCACCCAAACGGGAAAAUUGACGGGACGCUUGAUAAGAACAGUCCCUACAGCAUUUUAGAAAUCACUGCUGUGGAUGUCGGAGUGGUGGCUAUAAAGGGGCUGUUUUCGGGCAGAUAUCUUGCCAUGAACAAAAGAGGACGCCUUUAUGCCUCGGACGCGUAUAGCGACGAAUGCGAGUUUGUGGAAAGAAUUCACGAACUGGGUUAUAACACCUACGCUUCACGCCCCUACCGGACGGUGCCAAACGCGGCGUCUGGGGUAAAACGACGAGCCAGUGCUGAAAGACUAUGGUACAUGUCUAUUAACGGCAAAGGGAGACCAAGGAGAGGUUUCAAAACACGUAGAACACAAAAGUCCUCUCUGUUUCUACCCAGAGUGCUGGACAACAAGGACCACGAAAUGGUACGGUUAUUCCACGCAAAACACAGGGAGAGCAUGCAGAAAACUUCAAACAAGAACGGACGGAGCAGACGUGGGCAUUAAAUCGCUCUUUUUUUGUUAAAGAACUUCAAGAAACUAUAGACUGAUACUACAGAACUAAGUUAAUGUGACCAAAAUCAACACUGCUGGAUUUGUCUACUUUUUAUAUAAAAUGCAUUUAUUUGUAGAAGGUUUUUU